UGGGGGGUUACCUCAAGGUUAGCCAAUUCAAAGAACUGUCUAUAUUGGCUGCGGCCGCCGAGCUCGAAGUGCUCUCCCCAUAGCAGACCGAUUACCCCCCCACCCCCCACAUUGUCAGCCAGGGACCCUCUGCUAGCUUUCGGAGUGAGGUCAGCCCCCCACUCAACGAGCCCAUGUGCACCCACCCCCCUGCAACCCAGACACACAGGCGCACAUACACACACAAACAUAAGCUAUAACCCCUGUCUCACCCCCUCUCCGCUGCUGCCUUCAGGUCCUCCGCAUACAGCUCCGUUUCCUAGAAGGGAAUAUGUAUGUCAGUGUAGUGAACUUUUUUACUUUCGACAUGAAGUGUCAUAAUUUAUUCUGCAGGCCAACACUAAAAAUAAUAAAUCAGGCAUGUAAUUGAUGAGCUGAUGGUUUGUUCAAAAUUCAUAUUAUUUUUUUUUUUGCGCUCAAAGCAAAGACCCCGAGACUUAACUAUUAAUAUACCAAACAGGCACAACACUCUUCUUCUAGCACAAUAGCCAAUUAAUGCAUUCUGCAUCUAAUACAUGCAAGAGCUUCAUGAAUAUUAAUUAGACCGACUGACACCAGACAGCAUCACACACACCUCGAGCAUGAUUGAAACAGGGGCCUCUGCAUUAAAAAAAAAAGAAAAAAGAAAGAAGUAUUUUUCGCAUUCAGACCGUGUUAUUUGGCUUCUGUCACUUUAGCCACUAGGCAGGGAAAAAAAAACAAAAUACACAUAUAACAAAGCACUAAAUGUUUGUUUAUCCAUGCAAACAAAAUAACACAACCUGUUUUUCAUAUUGUCAUAAUAUGGUUCAGUCGGAUUAUAUUGUUACUCAAAACGCUUAAACAUGCCCUGACUGUUGUGUCGUUGUAAAUCCAGACUUCCCCUGUUUGUACUACUUCACAUGGGGGUGUAAGAGUCGGCCUAUAUGGUGCUUUCUUGUGUUUUUGGCCGGUUGAAGUAAGAGCGGUGAGAAUUCUGUCCGCACCUGAAGGCAGCAUCUCUUUUCCCCUCUGUCUGGCCCUCCUCGGCAGCGCCCUGAUUGGCCGGAGCGGCAGUCAGUCAGUGUGUGGGCGGGGCUUGAGCCCGCUGUGUCUGCUCUGCUCUAGAAGAGGAAGGACAGCUGCUUUUAGCGGCGGAGGAAGGAACAGAAAAAUCUGUACAAUGCGUUAGACACGGGCAAUGGCUUGUCCCCGGACCUCCUGCUAGUUCACUUGCCUUGCCGCCCGGAGAGGAAUAUGGCGUGAGGAAAAAAAUCGUGGAAAAAUAAGUGCGAAACUGUCGGGAGUUACUCGUAGUGGCGAACUCUGCUGCCACUGCCUGGAAGUUUUUGUGUUUUUUUCCCGUCGGGGGGCCCCGACGGUGGCGGCGGCGGCUCUCUCCCCGGAGCGGUGUCCCGGUCUGCCCAGCCCCAUGCAAAACCUAACGGCCCCAGGCGGCCCCGGCAACUCCAAUGUCACCUGCUCCUGCAACUGCACCGCUUCCCAGCCACAGGGAAUGGAGAUAUCUGAACUGGAGUUUGUUCAGAUCGUCAUCAUUAUCGUGGUGAUGACAGUGAUGGUGGUGGUGAUCAUCUGCCUGCUCAACCACUACAAGCUCUCUACCUGGUCUUUCAUUACAAGGCAGAGCCAGGCCCGCAGGCACGACCAUGCCCUGCAGCAGGAUGGGUGUCUGUGGCCUUCAGACAGCAGCUCGAGACAAGGUGCCUCGGAGGUAUUAUACGCUCCCCAGGCCAGGGAUCGCUUCACUGCACCCUCCUUCAUGCAGCGUGACCGCUUCAGCCGCUUCCAGCCCACCUAUCCCUACCUGCAGCACCAGAUUGACCUGCCGCCCACCAUAUCGCUGUCGGAUGGCGAGGAGCCCCCGCCAUAUCAGGGGCCCUGCACCCUGCAGCUCCGCGACCCCGAGCAGCAGAUGGAGCUCAACCGCGAGUCGGUGAGGGCGCCACCCAACCGGACCAUCUACGACAGUGACUUGAUCGACAUGGGAGGAGGUGGGAGUCUGGGAGGAGUGGGGGGAGGAGGUGGAGGCAUGGGAGUAGGCGGUCCGAGGCCGCCUAGCAGUAACUCGGGCAUCAGCGCGGCCAACUCCAGUAACCACGGGCGCAUGGAGGGCCCCCCACCGGCGUACAGCGAGGUGAUGGGCCACUACCCCGGCUCUGCGUUCUUUCUACACCAGCACAGCAAUAACCAGAGGGUGGGGGGUUCGGGGGGGCCGGGGAGCAGGACGAUCCAGCAGCAGAGCCAAUCAGAAAGCACAAUAGUACCUACCAAGGCCAAGGAAGGCCAGCCGGAGGACCUGGUGUGAAGAAAAGGCCAGCAAGGCAGGUGGGGGCCACCCACCCCAGACUGAAACUCUUCUCUUCAUCCUAAUCACCUGUAAGCAGUGGUCUUGCUCACUCUCUCUCUGUCUCUCUGAUGUCCUCUUUCCAGACUCUCAUGCACAAAUAAAUAUCAACCUUAGCUACAAAAAACAAGGAAAGAGAGGAACCAAGAGUUGAUUUCAUUUCAGUUUCUUUCCCAUGUUAGUAACUCAAACAGCUAGCGCUGCUGCGGCAGGAUGUAUGCACUGCGAGGAGACUUUUUUUCUCUCCAUCAUAUGAGAAAGAAACAUACUGCUAGCACAGAUUGAAACCAUUUGUUUUUUGUCCCCUCGGGUGAUGGCUGCGGGAAACUGAGGAUGAUGUUUUAUGUUUUGAUUUUUUUUUUUUUUUUUUUUUUUCUCCUUCUUUUUGGACCGGGAUCUGUGCACAAAGCAAGAACUGAGCUGAGAAUCAAGGACUUACAGAGAACACAAUACAACAAGAGACUCACAAACCCAAAUCUUAGUGCCAAGGUUCAUGAGGAAGCAAAACAAAGGGGGGAAAUGACUCAUUCUGACAUUGAAAACACAAAAAAGAAAAGUUGCACUAUCUUUUUGCUGUAAAAGAGAAGAGGGAAACGAUGCUAUGUGAUGAUAAUAGUGAUGAUGUUUUUAUUUUGUUUUUUAUUUCUUGUUUCGUUUGUUUGUUUGUUUUUUUUGGGGGGGGGGUUUGUCCUUUUCAUGAAUGGACUGACUUUGGCUCCAAAGUUGUUAAAACAGUUGGGAGCAAAAAAAAAAAAAAAGGAAAAAAAAGAAAAAAAAAAACCAACAACAAGUAUUAAAAGCUUAUGUCCUUCCUUCCUUUUUUGAAAACCACAAGAAAUACUUGUACCCAGCCUACGACAUCUCUGUCUGCAUACACCACAGGCACAGUGAGACUUAGUAAGAGAAUAACCUUGUACUGCUUCACGUCUGAGUACACUUCAGCCUAGUGGGGAUGAAAUCUGCCUUGUAACCAGCCAUUGGGUGGACGAAACAUUUCUUACUUCCUCUGGUAGUUUGUUACAAGAUUUUGGAGAUGGGUUUUCCCAAGCCAGAGUAAACUCUUAGAAAGAUGAGAGCUGCUAGGCGAGACCCAACUUGCUCCGUACCAACAAUUCUGGGAAAUCUGGCCACAGCUGGUUGGAUAUCAAGUUAACCAAAAAUAGCAUAACUCAAUAACAAAAUCAAAAAACAUAUCUAAGUGUCCAUCCAGCAGCCUGGUCACAGCAGAUUCUUUUCUCAACCCUGUCCUCUUGAGCACUUGACACUUCCUCUUUCCUGUUUCGUGCAUCGAUAACCCUCCUCCCCUCCACCUCCUCUCACCGCUCAUCUCGACAUGCACAGUGCAUUCUGCCAACAGCCACACUGAACUUGAACCCUGCCGCCAUGACAACGAAAACACAAAACUACAACAACAACAACAACAGAAAAGAAGGCUCAUCUCUCCGUCUUCGUGUCUCUAAAGCUAAAAAGAAAAAAAAACAAAAAAACAAACAAACAAAAAAAACCAAGACAUCACAAAGUGAAGAUUCCUGUCUGCAUCCGCCAGCACAGCAAUCAGGUUUUAAACGAAAAUUGUCUGUGGUCAAAGUCCAAGGGCUAUGGGAGGGUCCUUUUUGUAAAAGAAAAAAACCUUUUUGAAAAUCUAGCCUUUUUCUCUGCUCAUCGUUGCCUUCUCCUCUGCUCUUGCGCUUUCUCUGUCUCUCUAUCUUGUUUGCGGUUAAGCCCCCCUCCCCACCCCCCCAACAAAAAAAAAAAACCUCCAUCCCAGCUUUCUAACGGUGUCUCUGGUAAACACUGUUCAUCGUCCCUCCUUUCAUCUGUGUGCAGAAAAAGUGCGUGCAAAUGAUGCAGAGUCCGCCAAGCCCUUUAAAGUGGAGACUGGAGUGGAGACCUUGUUUGGCAGUGUGCUAGUGCUGUCCUCUCCUCCGUGUGUGUGUGUGUGUGUGUGAGUGCGUGUGUGCGUGUGUGUGUGUGUGUGUGUGUGUGCGUGCGUGCAUGUGUGUGUUUGUUGGUCAGACCUUUCAACAACACAGAAAAGCACUUAAUGUUCCUGCAGGAGCAUUGUGUGUGUGUGUGUGUGUGUGUGUGUGUGUGUGUGUGUGUGUGCGCACAGCUGAGUGAUUUAUUAGUGAACUUUGUCUGAGUUUUAGAGAUUCAAGGACGUUACUUAUUUGCCACUGUCCAUAUUACCACAUUAUUAAUUAAGCUUGCAUUGGAAUUCAGUGGCGUGUCUCUUUAAAAAAAAAAAAAAGAGAGAGAGAUGUAUGAUGGUCAUUAUCGUAGUGUAGAAGUGGCCUCAGUGUAAAAGCUCAGAGUGAGGGCACCCACAAGUUCCAUUUAAAGGUGCACAAGGCUUGAUGAUAAUCUGGACUGAGUCUCAAUUUCAUACUCCAGGUGUUGAGUCUGGUUUUCAGGAUCUAGCGUGCAAACUCUUUUCUUAUCGUCAACAAAUCCCAUGGAGAGACAAACCUACAUGUCAGUAUGUUGUGACUUCCCCGUCCUGUCCUCAAGCCCAUCGGUCCUCACUUACUGACUAACGCUGGUCUGUGGUGCUGGACUUGAGGGAUUCACAUCCGAUGACAAACGCCAUCUUCAACAGACGGUUCCAUCAUAACCACUGAACUAGACUGCUGGACAACUGAGCAAACUCCAUCUGAAGUGAAAGGAGAUGGGAAGCUCCUCCAGUAAAAGGUGGAGUUUCUGGGGGUUUUUUUAAGACUCACCAACACUGAGUUUCAUUAUUUAAAAAGACCCAGGGAUUUCAUGAAACAACUGAACAAAUGUUUCUCAAGAGUGUAUGUCGGGGCAUCAUUGUCAGCGGAGGUUUAAUACACAGCUCCCAGCCUGUGGGCCGACAAAUCAUCUCCAAAACACAACAAUUUUGGUGAAAAGAUGUAAUUAUAUAAAUUGUUUUUAAGAAAAACAAACAAAAUGAUCUUUAAAAAGAUUACAAAUGUUUAAAAACUCCUUUUCAUUUUUGGUUUUCCUUUUCUUGUAUAAAGGCCUGUCACUGUGAUGAGCUAAUGAUGGUAGCUUUCAUGUUGUCGCCGGCCGGACCACUUUUACAUUAUAUACAUAUAUUUGCUAUCUCAGUCUGAUUGAGCUGAAAAAAAAAAAAAAAAAAAGAUUACAUCCACGGCAAAAACUGUAGACUCAAAAUGGAUAGCUGGUUAGAAACGGGAAGAAUGAAAAGGAAAGAGAGUCAGAGACAGAUGGUGAAUCGACAUGUGAUCUCUCCGCUUCUGAACGUGUUAUUUGGCCUCCAUAUUGUAAACGGGCUUUGGAGGUUUUGAAGUGGGCCAUGAGUUGGAGAAGGUUGGCAACCACUGAUCUUGUGAGUUCAAGUCAAAGUAAACUGUAGUGUCUGUUCGUCCUAAUGAACGAGUUUCCCAGUGAAAAGCUCACUGGAGCUCUAUGGCUCAGAGGGAUGAGAUACACACACAGUACUUGUUGAUAGGAUCAACACACUGUUGGUUUGUCUCUUUUAAUGGGAUUUACUCACAAUUAGGAAAACACAGAGUAUCACCAGACUUGCUCUUUAAUUGGUAGCGUCAUUCCAAAGUCACAGGUCGAUCCGUCAGCACACGAGAAAGUGAGAGAGUGCAUUGAUCUGUUGUAUACGACCUGAAGAGACAGUGUACUACGUGUGGAGUUGGAACACGGCGACUGUUUACACUCAGAUGAAAUGACUUGUGAUUCGUAGGGAGGUAUUUGAAGGUAUGUAACGCUGAAUUCCAGUUGAAACCUCAAACUGGGAAACCUGGAAAUGUUCCUGUCAGUGGUGAUGAAAGAACUAGCACCCCCGCCCCCACCCCACCCCCCUUCUCGUGCACUUAGAGCACACAUCUGAUCUGAUGCUCUGCAGACGUCAUGACGAUGGGAGAAAAAAAUAUUCCUGGUCAGUUUGAAUGAAAGCCCUCUGAUUCUGUUACCAUCAGUGUGUGUUUGAAUGUAUGCAUGUGUGUUUUCUGGUUAGUGUGUCUAUCUGGCUCUACAGUUGUGCGUGUAUGUGUGUGUGUUACUACAUCACUGCUGCUAUUGCUGUUGCUGCUACUGCUACUAUUGUUGCUACUGCUGCUUCUCAUGUCCCCCCCCCCCCGGUCCCCGCCUGUCCCCUUCUGUCCGUCCUGUCCCCUCAACUCAUCCAUAACUAUAAGGAGAGAAAUCUGACCCUCUGCAGUCAAAAGCACAAGUAUUGAGACAAAAGCUGGUCUUUACUCAAAGACCCAAACUGAAACAUUUUCAUUUUCUUACACAGAGAAGUCUGGGUGAAGAGAUUGUCCCAACACUUUGGCCUUUGAGCUGUACGGACCUGCUUCAAACCCUUUUUCUUCCUUCUUUCUGUUGUUUUCUCAGCUUGUUCUGUCUGCGCAGUCAUAGCUUGUAAAUGGAGGCUAUAAAGAUGAAUUUUAUGUUUUAUACAAGGAGGUUUGCAUGUUACUAUUAUGUGAGUAAAUAAGGUGCCUAAUGUUCAUGUUUGAGCAGACCACACCUCGGUCAAACUGCUGCUUGGAAUCCUUACAUGUGCUUUGUCUGCGGGUCGACCUCCUGUCUGGCGGAGUGGAACAGAAAUGUUUGGUCAGGAUUGCCAAAAAAUGAUCAUGUUACAGUGCUGCCGUGAUUUCGGGAGCCUGGAGUGGUUGUCCAACAUUUCCUCUUUAGGUCUUGAGCUUUGAUUACAGACUGAAUCUGAUCCUGCAUAUUUUAAUUCAAGGUCUAACAAGAAAACUAUAAAUUUAGUGACCACGGCGCUCGCAGUGUUUCUGUUUCCAUGUCAACAAAACGACCUGCAGCGUAUAACCAACAUUUUUAGCUCUGCGUGACGGCAGUGUUUACAAGCUCGCUUCCAUUGUGCCAGACAGGAUCGGUUUCUCCUGGCAAAGCCACUUGCAGCCGUUUCAACCAGUAAUUUGUCCCACAUGUGUGGAGCAGACAUAGGAACCCACUUGCACUCAAAAAGCUCCCACCUUCGUUGUGCCUCACUUCCAACGGUGCUUUUUUCAGUAGUCUGUCUUUCUUUAUGUUUGUUUGUAAGGUGCUGUAUAUAACUUGAAUAUAUUAUGCACAUAUCCUACCCAAUGGGUAGAAACCACAAAAAAUGUUGUGAAUAAUGUAAUAUAAUGUAUAGACAAUAUAAGAAUUUUAAGAAGGCAGCAUCAAAUUUGUAAAUGCCUACAGUUAAAAAAACGUACUUUGUCUUUUUUAUGAGAAAACAUGGUUUGCAAAUUAUGCUUAGAAUAUGGUUGCAACACAAAUACAAACGUAUAAUAUUUUGCUAUAAAUAAGCGUGUUAUGAUAAGGAUGAGAUAACCUCUGGAUUAAGGAAGUUGUUGAGAAAAGAUAUUAUUGACUUUUUUUUUUUUUUAAUUUUAUUUGAUUCCUCUUCUAAGAACAAGCCUUCACCGUGCUUGCCAUCAUUUGGGUACCGGCUGGUGGUUUGAUUUUUCACCACCACCACCAUCAACUAACAAAUGUAUAGUUCUAUUACACAGAUCUUUUAAGAAAACAUAUAUCACAAACAGAUCAGAUGGUGUUUAUGCCACAGUUUCAGCUGGGUCGUGGUUUGUAAAUUGUUGAACAAAAAGCAGAAGCUCUCUAGUUUGGGAGACGUGACACAUGACCACUGCACACGAGAGCCAUCAGCACUUCCCGAAACGGAAGAGUUUGUGUCUGUAUUCAUCGAUCUUUAACAAUAUUUGAGUUCAUUUCAGCUGUGGUUUUGUAUAUCUGUCAAAGUAUAAAACUGUUGAGCACACUCAAAACUGCUAUAGAUCUGGCUGGAUGUUAGGCUUUGCUUAUAGCGUUUCUGCUCCGUUACAGGAGGAUCAUCAACUGUUGCUCACAUAACUGCUGAACAGAAAGGAAUUGUGGGUAUUCCCAUUUUUUUUUUUUUUUUUUUUUUGGUCAAGAUUGGAAAGUUGCACCAGCGUGAAAUGUGUGAAAAAUGCCAUUACAACUGUCAUUUAACUUUUUCUUUUUUCUUUUUUUCUACAUUACGAUGUUAUAUUUGGCACAAUAUAUUGAAACAGAAGUCAUGUUUAAUCUGCAGUCAUUUAUUUACAGUAUAUGUACUGAAAAUAACUCCACUGUACAAUAACCGCAGAGCAUGUUCAUUCUUAUCUAUAGACAAUGUACAUAGCAACGCGCCAUUUUCUCUUCAAAGCACCAAAUAAGAGGCAGUUGUGUAGUUUUAAUUUGGAAAAAGUCUCUAUUGUACUUUUGGUUAGAGCUCGGCUCUCCUCUUCUUAAUAGACCUGUUUUUUGUUUCCUGCACUAGCUUGAAGAACUAGCUUGGGCUCAGACUGACUUUUAUUUGAUUUCUGCCCCCGCAGUGUGCUCCCUCUUUCCACUUGUAAGAAGUCUGUACUCAAAUGCCGACAACAAGUAGCUGUUUAUAUUGUUCCAGAUUUUAAUAAUAAUGAUGACAAUAAUAACAAUGAUAGCGUCUCAACAGUUUGGUAUUCUCUCUGUCUUGACAGUUACCAUAGGACUGCUUCCAUCAUGGGUUUUGUAACAUCGGUUUGCUUUAUUUACAAAAAUGAAUUCUUGUCGUUCCCCCCUCCCCCUCUGUGCUGAAAUAUAUAUGUGUAUAUAUAUAUGUAUGUAUGUAUAUAUAUAUAUAUAUAUAUAUACACAUAUACACAUACACAUAUAUAUACAUAUGUUGUGUAUUUUUGCCUCUUUUUAUUUAAGCAAUUGUGAUGUAAUAGGUUUUAGGCCUAAGGUCUGUUAUUGCAAUACUUUUACAGAAAAGAAGAAAAAAAAAUCAAAAAAUGUUGCUCUAAGUGCUGUUGUAGUCAAAGAUUUUAUGCUUGUACUUAUGCUGUAGUCAAACUGCAGCGUAAUGAAUAAAACUUUAAAAGUGA
Messenger RNA from Seriola aureovittata, 9228 nucleotides. Its product is annotated as low-density lipoprotein receptor class A domain-containing protein 4-like. The transcript is spliced from 4 exons. The record is from RefSeq and is a predicted model, not a curated record. Gene Ontology annotation, molecular function: R-SMAD binding. Gene Ontology annotation, biological process: negative regulation of transforming growth factor beta receptor signaling pathway. Bases 1430 to 2323 code for a protein of 297 amino acids. Gene Ontology annotation, cellular component: early endosome membrane; Golgi membrane. Lineage: Eukaryota; Metazoa; Chordata; Actinopteri; Carangiformes; Carangidae.